UGGAUGGGCGGCGGGAGGGAGUCCCGCUCCUGUUGUUUUCCGCGAGCGGGAGUGGGUGGCGGGCGCAGAGGGCGGGGUGCGCCCUCCCACCCCGGGCCGGGCGCUCCGGAGACAGAAUCGCGCCGGGAGUCCAGCGCGGCUCCCACCGGUGGACGUCGGGCUCAGCCGAAGCAUCCUUCCUGGGGGCUGCGGAGAGUCGGGCUCCUCUGUCGUUCCGACGACCUGGGAGGAGCACUCAGUACCCCAGGGGCCGGGGCCCUGGGGAGGGGAGGGGCGCACACCCACACACACCCGGAGCGCACACCCGGAGCCUGCGUUUCCUGAGGAGCCCCUGCCGGCGUCUGGGGUGAGAUGGCCGCGGGCGUCCGGGCGUCCCAGCCGCAGGUCCUUGUCUGCCUCGGGGUGCUGCUGGCCCGCUGGGUCGCCGCAGGAUUGGAGGCUCUGGUCAUUGGGCAGGUUCACGAGAACAUUACUCUGCACUGUGGCAACGUCUCGGGACCAAGGGGCCCGGUAACCUGGUACCGGGAUGACUCGGAGCCUGUCUUCCUCCUGUCCUACAAUUCCAGCUUCCCGCCGGCUGAGCCGCGCUUCUCUCUGGCAGAUGCCAGCUCGCUGCACAUCACCGCGCUGAGGCCGCGGGAUGAGGGCAACUACACCUGCCGGGAGGUCCUGAACGAGACCCGGCGGUUCCGAGUGUGGCUGCAGGUGGCUGGCGGCCCCUGUGAGGUUGAGGUCAAUAUCUCCAGCACCGGCAAGCUCCCCAAUGGCACUGUCUAUGCGGCCAAGGGCUCCCAGGUGGACUUCAGCUGCAGCAGUAGCUCCUGGCCUCCACCAAUGGUUGAAUGGCAGUUUCGGGCCCCAGAUUCCAGCACCGAGCCCUUUGGAAACAACCUGACAGUCAGCUACUUCACUCUGCUGCUGAUGUCACAAAACCUCCAAGGAAACUACACCUGUUUGGCCACGAACAUGCGCACUGGGAGACAGCGAAAGGUGACCACCGAGCUCCUGGUCUACUUCCCCCCUCCAUCAGCCCCUCAGUGCCGGGCAGAGAUGUCACAAGGAUCACUCAUGCUGCAGCUCACCUGUCGCUGGGACGGGGGAUACCCAGACCCGGACUUCCUGUGGACAGAAGAGCCAGGAGGUGUGGUCGUGGGGACGUCAAAGCUGGGAGUGGAGAUGCUGAACCAGUCCCAGCUGUCAGAUGGCAAGAAGUUCAAGUGUGUUGGGAGCCACAUAGUGGGGCCGGAGCUGGGAGCCAGCUGUGCAGUACAGAUCAGGAGCCCCUCCCUUCUCUCUGAGCCCAUGAGGACUUGCUUCGUGGGGGGCAAUGUGACGCUCACCUGCCAAGUGACUGGAGCCUACCCCCCUGCCAAGAUCCUGUGGCUGAGGAACCUCACCCAGCCUGAGGUGGUCCUCCAGCCCAAUGGCCACUAUCUCAUCACGCAGAAUGGCCAGAUCUCCAGUCUCACCAUCCGCAACUGCUCCCAGGCCCUGGAUGAGGGCUACUAUGUCUGUCAGGCUGAGAACCCUGUGGGGGUGCGGCAGGUGGACAUCUGGCUGACCGUGAAAGACCCCUUUCCAGUCUCAUCCUGGGCCUCCUGAAAAAGGUAAGCAACUAUCCUGAAUUUUUUUAUUCAAGAAAAAUUUUACUACAUAGUGAAAUCCUUGCUGUUUCCACUCCACAUUUUGUUCCUAGGGUUUAUUCAUGCCAACAUGUGUAAUUAUACUUUGUACCUCUUCACUGCUGUAGGAUUUUCUACUGUGUCAUGGUUCCACAACUAAGUUACUAAUUUUCCUGCUGAUAGACUUUGGUAUUGUUUCUGAUUUUGAUGUUGUUGUUGUGAUGAGCAAAAGUGUUGCCAUGAAAAUCUUUUACCCAGCUCCUUGUGUACACAUAUAUAGCAGGUUCCUAGGCAAAUAUUUCUCUAGGAUAUAUGUAGAAGGAAUAGAAAGGAAGGGUUAUGCACAUUUGUAUCUUUCUGGGAUAAUAGCAAAUCAUUUUCCAAAGUGGUCGUACCAAUUUCUAUUCACAGCAGCAGUAUUGAAGAGUGUUGAGUUGUUCUGCAUUUUUGCCUUCAGGCUUUGUGAUUUUUGCCCAUUAAGUACAUGUAAAAUGGAAUCUUACUGUUCUAAUUGGCCCUUCUGUGUUACCAAGAAGAUUGAACAUUAUUUCAUAUGUUUGCUAUUUGUGUUUCUUCUGUGAAAUACUCACUGUGUCUUUUGACAUUUUCCCCUUUCUUACAGAUAUGUAGGAGUUCUUUAGAAAUUCUGCAUACUAAUUCCUUGUUAGUUUUACAUGUUACAAGUAUUUCCUUUUAGCUUGUUUGUCUUUUUUUGCUUUCUUUUUGGUAUCCUUUGAUUAGCAGACAUUCUUACUUUCAUGUAGUUAAUUUUAUGGAUCUUAUAUCAUUAGCAAUUUUUACAUCUCAAGAAAUCUUAUCUCCCCCACGGCCACAAAGAUACUAUCCUAUACUUUCUCCUAAAAAGUUUUAACAUUUUGCCUUUUACAGUUAAAUCUUUAACCCAUCUAGAAUUGAUUUUUGUGAAUGGUGUGAGGUGUGGGGAUUGAGUUUCUCCCCCGCCCAAAUUUGGAUAGCCAUCGAUUCCAGCACCAUUCUUGAAUAAUUCCUCUUUUACUCACUAAUCUAUCAUCUAUCAAAUUUUCUUUUACGUGUAGUCUGUUCUUGGGUUCUCUAUUCUGUUCCAUUCAUCACUACUGUUUAUCAUGGGACCAAUAGCUCACCUUCUUCAUUUCGGUGGCCUUAUAAACAGUCUUGAUGUCUGGAGAUUUUAACCUUCCAGUCUUCCUUUGCAUCACAUGCUUUCCACAAACUGUCUGAGGUCGGGAAAUGAGAUAUUUAUCUUCUUUACGGAGAGGUCAUAUGCCUUGCCGGAUAUCAUGGAACCAAAACAAAACUGAGACCCAGGCAGAGGAAGGGAGCUGUUGCUCUUUGACCAGCACGUCAAAGAAUCAAUGGAAUGAAUCAGUAGUGUGAUUUGUCGGGGCACCUGGGUGGCUCA
Molecule: messenger RNA, 3021 nt
Organism: Leptonychotes weddellii (Weddell seal)
Lineage: Eukaryota; Metazoa; Chordata; Mammalia; Carnivora; Phocidae
Source: RefSeq, a predicted model, not a curated record